Messenger RNA from Schizosaccharomyces octosporus yFS286, 1143 nucleotides. RefSeq names its product exopolyphosphatase. Gene Ontology annotation, cellular component: cytoplasm. The record is from RefSeq and is a predicted model, not a curated record. Gene Ontology annotation, molecular function: exopolyphosphatase activity. Lineage: Eukaryota; Fungi; Ascomycota; Schizosaccharomycetes; Schizosaccharomycetales; Schizosaccharomycetaceae. Bases 1 to 1143 code for a protein of 380 amino acids. The transcript has 2 exons.
AUGACAGUUCCUUCUAAAUUGGCGAAGUUAUUGGAAACUAAUUGUAAACAGUAUUUCCAAAUAGCAUCUGAUAUUUCAGCUAGUCUUCAGACGAAAAAAUUGACUUUUGUCAGCGGUAAUGAAUCUGCAGAUUUGGAUAGUUGCGCUACUUCCAUAGUUUACGCCUACUUCUUACAACAUAAACACCGUGAGAGGUGUGUUGUACCUUUCUUUAAUAUUCCUAGGAACGAGCUUCGUCUUCGUCCAGAGUUGGUAUGUCUCCUCGACAUGCUGAAGAUACGUACUGAUAAUGUACUAUUUCUUAAUGACAUUGCGGCAGCUCCUGAACGACUCAGUUCGUCUCCUAUUCAUUUGGUUGAUCACAAUACACUUGACCGUGAAGAAGUAGGUAAAUUUAAAAAGACUGUCGAAGGCAUAAUCGAUCACCACAAAGAUGAAGGAAAUUAUUUAAAUGCAAACCCAAGAAUUGUAAAGGAAUGUGGCAGUUGCUCAACUCUGGUAAUUCAAUACUAUAUGGACAUCCUAAGUACUCUUUAUAACACAGAAGCGACUCGAAUGGAAGCUGAAGCUAUUUCCGUGUUGGCACUUGGUCCUAUAUUAAUUGACACUGGAAACUUGAAAAAUGAAAAGACUACGGAAACCGACGUCGAGGUAGCAAAUCAGUUAUUCAAGUUCGUUCCAUCUGGGUGGAAUCGUGAUGAGUUUUUUGGUUGUUUAAAGGAAAAAAAGGGAACGUAUAAGGGAUUUUCAUUUAUGGAUCUAUUACAUCGAGACUUGAAACAAUACGCUCCUGGAAAUGUGUCCAUAUCCUAUCCCAGUAUUGGAAAAGGAAUUGAUUGGAUCGAAGAAAAACGUAGCAAUUGGCAACAAGAGUUGAAGGAUUUUGCUGAAAAAAAACAAGUGGACCUCGUCAUAGUUGGUCUUUCCUUGAGUAAAAAAGAAGAGUUUCGUCGUCAAAUGAUUCUGUAUAAACGAACUAAGCAAGGAGAAUCAUUUGCUGAUAAGUUUUUGGAGAAAAAUAAAAACAGCUUAGGAUUAGAGUUUCUUAAAAACGUUGAAGAUAACACUAUUAAUGUAUUUAACCAAAGAAACUCUGCUGCUAGCCGUAAAAAGGUAGUACCAAUGAUUAUGGAUAGUAUCUAA